This is a messenger RNA of Hirundo rustica (Barn swallow), 4027 nucleotides long. RefSeq names its product centriolar coiled-coil protein 110 (gene CCP110). Lineage: Eukaryota; Metazoa; Chordata; Aves; Passeriformes; Hirundinidae. Gene Ontology annotation, biological process: centriole replication; centrosome duplication; regulation of cytokinesis. The transcript is spliced from 15 exons. Gene Ontology annotation, cellular component: centriole. The record is from RefSeq and is a predicted model, not a curated record. Bases 902 to 3943 code for a protein of 1013 amino acids.
CUGCGGGAAUGAGGGCCUGUUCCUGAUAGAACAUGGGGAACUGCGGGAAUGAGGGGCUGUUCCUGAUAGAACAUGGGGAACUGCGGGAAUGAGGGGCUGUUCCUCAUAGAACAUGGGGCACUGCGGGAAUGAGGGGCUGUUCCUCAUAGAACAUGGGGCACUGCGGGAAUGAGGGGCUGUUCGUGAUAGAACAUGGGGAACUGCGGGAAUGAGGGGCUGUUCGUGAUAGAACAUGGGGAACUGCGGGAAUGAGGGGCUGUUCGUGAUAGAACAUGGGGCACUGCGGGAAUGAGGGGCUGUUCCUCAUAGAACAUGGGGCACUGCGGGAAUGAGGGGCUGUUCGUGAUAGAACAUGGGGAACUGCGGGAAUGAGGGGCUGUUCCUGAUAGAACAUGGGGCACCGAGGGGGACAGGGGCUGUUCCUGGUAGAACAUGGUGUGGAUAAAAAUAAAGGGUGCUAAUGGAAGGAAAAGUAGCAUUGUCCAGGGAGUUGCAGAACACCCGUGUAUAUGGAGAGUGUUGAGGGCUUUCCUAUGCCAGCAAGCUGAUCAGAAGCGUAACAUCCAUAGUGGUUAUUUUCCAACUCGUUUCUAGGUUUGUUAUAUACAACGUUAUAUAUUGUAUGUUUUAUGUAGCUGACUCUGUAGUCGCGCCUGCCCACAGGCCUGGCCCAGGAGCCGUGGGAGGAGCAGGCGGUGCCUCCUGCCUGGACGGAGGCGGCUGCUGCCCGACACGGACCGCGGCUCUGGAACCUAUGGAACAUCCGCCAGCCAUCUGGAGAGACGAGCAACGAGGCGUGAAAACAACCGGUUAAGUGAAGGCUGGAGAAACUGGACAUGUUUAAUCUAGAAGUGGAAUAGCAAAGCCGAGGAACUAGAAGUUUGUGUUAAUCUUAGAUAACAUGAAGAUGGAGGACUAUGAGAUAUUCUGUAGGAAGCAUCUUUCCAGACUCCAAGAAGAGGCAAUGAAAGGAGAAACCUCUUUGACUGUUCAGAACAAAAAUACCUCUCUCAUUCAAUUCUAUGGAGUCCCUGUGCUUUCCCCUGUGCUUAGCCUUGAAAAGAAAAAGGAAAUGCAGCAGUAUAAGGAGAAAGCACUGGACCUAGAGACCAGGAAACGGGAGUCCCGGAAAAAAGCAUUAUUGGAUCGUGUGCAGGAGAUUGUAGAAAAUGUCCAGAUGAAGAAAGGACCUAGCAUGAGUGACACGAACACAUUGAGGGCUGAGAGUUCUUGCCCUGAUUUGGAUUCAAAGGCUUUGACUGACAUCACAGCUCUAUCAGGUAUCAAUUCAUCAUGUUCUCCUGAAAGGCACAGUGCCACGGACCUGGAAAACAAACCAGAACUUAAACCAUCAGAUUCUGCAGGGCAAAUGACAUCAAAUGUGACAGAAGCAGUUAAAGCAGCAGAAGGAAAUGUUUCUUCAAAGCCAAGUGAGAGUCUCUUCUUGGAAGCCGCGCCGUGUGCAAGGGCUGCAUCUCCUGACAGGUUGUGUAACAAGCUCCCUUCUCAGGCUCUGCAGAAGCAGGAGGGACGAGUGGGGUCACCAUCAGAUGAGGAUGUCCAAGAUCCAUGUGUAAUGAGUCUUCAGAACCUGAUAAAGAAGUCUAGGGAGUACAUAGAGAAAGAGCAAAGCAAGCGUACCUCAAAAAGCAAUUCAAAGAGGAGUACGAGUGAAAGUCAUUCAGAUAAAGAAAAUGAUGGCGUUAAAACAACUGACUCUGUGAAAGAGAGGGCAAAGUUUACAGGUAGAAGUUGCACUGCUCAGACGCUUGAUAAACCCAGUCUUAAUAAAUCAAAUACCCUUGUCCAAGGUGCCUCUGCUCACACAAAUAACAUAAGUAUGUCCACUUUAUCCAGUUUCUCUAAAGUAGACAUACCUAUGAGAGUUGGAACGCCCCCUUUGGUGGAUUCAGAUUCAGAUGAGGAAUUGAAAAAGAAUUCUAUGUUUGAGCGUGACAGUAGCAUUGUCAGGAGCCUCACAGGCUCCUAUGCCAAAUUGCCAAGCCCAGAGCCAAGCAUGAGCCCUAAAAUGCACCGACGGCGCCCGAGGCCUUUAUCCAUGGGACACAUCAUUAUAAACAGCCCUGUAAGCGCUUAUGAGCUAAGUCCUAAAGGUAAGGGUAGAGCAAUGGAUUUAAUCAUGCAAGAUAUUGCAGAUAAAAACAAUGUGUCUGAAUCGGUUCCAAAGUUUAUGGCAGACUUUGCUACGGUUUGCCCUGGCAGAGUUCCUGGUGUGAGCAGGAAUUCUUCAGGCCCUAGUGAUGGGUUGGGGGUUGGCAAACCAAACCGCCAUUCCUUUGGGCUCUUUGAAAGCAGAGGGACAGUGUCAGCUACAGUGGAAGGACAGGUGGUGAUGGACAGCAGAGGCACUUAUAAAGUAGAGAGCAGUACCAGUAUGGCACCUCUAAAAGUGAAUGAGCCCUUUGCCAUCAGUCAGUCUGCAGUGACACAGAAGAUCCUGGCUGUGAAUGAAAUGAAACCAGCUGCUUUGCCAGGAAACACCAAAUGUAAUUCUCCAGUGGAACUCAACAAAUCUUAUGACGUGGAAAAUCCAUCUCCACUAUUAAUGCAGAGCAAGAAUGUGCGACAGCAGAUGGAUGAUACUCCAAGUGUUUCCUCAGCAAAUGAGCAGUUGCCAGAAAACUUUGAAAAGGUAAAACGUAGACUUGAUUUGGACACUGACAACUGCCAAAAAGAAAACAGUUCGUGUGCUCCAGGAGCUGGAAUGGAAGAACAAGAGAAGCAGUGGUUGCAAGAACAGAAAUACCCUGUGGGAUCAGUUUACAUUACCAAGAAUGCAGUCCUUGAAAAUAUGGCAAAAGAAGAUAUUUUAAAAACGAAAAUGCUGGCCUUUGAAGAAAUGAGAAAGAGACUUGAAGAACAGCAUGCACAACAACUGUCGAUUCUGAUAGCUGAACAAAAGAGAGAACAGGAGAAAUUGCACAAGGAACUGGAAGAGCGGGAGAGAAAGUGGAAAGGAAAGAAUGUUACUACAACGGAAAUAGAAAUUUCCAAAGUGAAUAUUAACAGUAGGAUGGAGUUGGAGUGGAGAAAAAAAAGUGAAAGUGGCUUGCUGGAAAGUGUGCAGUCUCAGCUGGAGACAGUCCAUAACACAAAUUCCACCAGCAUUGGUUUUGCUCAUACAGCUCCCAACACCUUUUCUUCUACAAGUGAAACUUCAUUCUAUCUCUGGGGACCAUCAGGUAGUGGAGUUAUAAAAACCUCAGUAUGCAGGCCAAGUAAUAGGAUCAAAACUAGGUGGAGUCAGGUUUUCAGUCCUGAGAUACAAAUGAAAUUCGACAAGAUCACUGCAGUGGCAAAGGGAUUUCUCACUCGUAGACUCCUGCAGACAGAGAAACUGAAACAUCUUAAACAAACUGUAAAAGAUACUCAAGAGUUCAUAAAAAAUUUUCAGUCUGAAGCCCCAUUGAAAAGAGGAAGUGUGUCAGCACAAGAUGCAUCCCUUCAUGAAAGAGUAAUGGCUCAGCUGCGAGCUGCUCUGUAUGACAUCCAUGACAUCUUUUUCACAAUGGAGGCAUCGGAGAGAAUGAAUAUUCUGCGUCACGAUCGUGAAGUUCGUAAAGAGAAGAUGCUCAGGCAAAUGGAUAAAAUAAAGAGCCCAAGAGAGCGAGUGACACUUUCAACUGCUACGCAGAAAUCUCUGGACAGGAAAAAGUACAUGAAGGCUUCAGAAAUGGGAAUACCAAGUAAAAAAAUAAUCAUCAAACAAAAAACUCCUGAAAACCGCAUACUUCAACCAAACCAAGGACAGAAUGCCCCAGUUCACAGACUGCUUUGCAGACAAGGAACCCCUAAGGCCACAGUGAAUGGGGUUGAGCAAAAUAGAAGGAAGGCCUCAGGGAGCAGAGUGUCUAACAAGCCUGUUAAAGGAGCAUAUGCAGGAAGAACCCAAAGAAAGAAGCCAAAUGUUGUGACAAUUUGAGGAGACAGCAUUCACUGGGAUAAAACAGCUGUGUUUUAAUGAUGGCAUUCUCAGCACUGUUUUUUAAUAUUGCAUCUUCUUUAC